GAGCGGGGAAGCGUAAUAAGAAUAGUAAAGCUUUAAUUUGAGGCUAAGGCUAACUGCCGAGAAUGAGAAACUAUGUAAGAAGAUAAAAAAGAUGAAGAAACAGAAUAUAGCACUUGAAAGGGAACUGAAUGAGAUGAAGGAGACACUGAGAUUGCAGGAAAUGAUGAAGCAAUAUGUAACAACUAGAGAUGCCCAGAUGCAAACUGAUCCUCCAAAAUCUCUGUAUUCUGGGAUCUACACGCAACCCAAGAAACCUGCUGUGACUGUCACCAGUGAAGCAGAGAAGACUAACAAACUUCUCACGAUGCAUAAUGGCUUGAUGAAGAGAUACGAGAAAGAAAUGAAAACAAACAUAAGGCACGUGGAAACAAUAACAUCUCUAAAUAUUAAAGUGACAGAACUGGAACAAAAACUGAAGCAAGCAGAAGACAAAAUCCACAGACUUGAAAGAGAUAAAGGCAGUUCUUCCAGGCUUUCCCGCAGGUCAAGGUCACGAUCUGGAUCUCCAAAACAAUCUGCAACUUCCUUGCAAAGAGAAUUAACCAGAGUGAAGAGGGAGAGAGACAAACUACUCAAAAUCAAACAGAAGCUAACAGAAGAGCUGAAAGGAUUAGAUCAUAGCUUCUUUGAAGAAAUCGAGGAUCUCAAAUACACCCUGCAGGAGUCCACAAAACUGAACAAGCAAUACGAGAAGUCUUUGAGGACUUUGUGCAGUAGAUUUGGAGUGCCAUACCCUCAUCCAGAAAAACGGUGCAAAACUCAGACGUGAAACACUGGCCCUGUAUACAUUAAGGCUGUUUACAGUUGGUCUGAAUUUGAUACCUGGUUCAAAAUUUGCCCACCCUGAAUUUCACAGAUAAAUGGAAACAAACUUAUUAUAUCAUCAGCAUGGCUCUCUUCCACCAACACCCAAGUUUCAGUUUAUUCAAAACUAGCCUCAGUCUAUUAUCAGAAUGCCUCGGAUCCUUUUGAGUAACUAAAAGCAUACUGAUAAUUAAGAUUCAACUCUUUGUCAGAUUGCUCAAAAUUACUCACCCUGUGCAAUUCACAUGUUAAUUGAUUUUUGCUAAGCAAAAAGGGAGUGAGUGAAAGAAAUAGUGCGGGUGGUAGUGAGGAAGAGAAGGAGGGAGUGAGGGAAGGAAUAAGAAUGGCAUCAGGUAUUAGAUAUACUUCAGAGAUUUCGCCUAUCACCUUAAUUUUGUGGAUAACAAUUGAAACCACAGCACGCAAAGGGAAUGUUUCCAAUAUCUGAGGAACAGUUUUAGAUUGGAUGUUUUGAGGGCCAUAAUAUGAUUACAAGUGGAAUAUUCAUGACUGCAGGUGUUUCAAACUUAAGGUCUAUGUUUUAACAGGACUGUGUACAAGUGUGCAACUUGAAGGAAAAAGAUGAUCCCACUGUGAACAAAUUCAUAAAGAUUCGUGUCAUUUUAAUAUUAAAAUUGUUCUAGGUUUUUGGUUAUUUUAAUGAAAAUACAUCUUAAAUCAUACUUUAAAAGUCUUUCAUUUAAUCUCAAGUUUAUUUGUAAACAUCAAGAAAAAAAAACAUUACAUUAAUUGCACUGAAGCAUUACAGUAUAUACAUUUGCUAAAUACAAUACAUAAGUUAACCUAUUUACAAACUUAAUAAAAAGAGUGUUGAACUCAUCUCCAACCUCUUCUUUAUAUCCUUACAUAUGAAAAGUAU
Molecule: messenger RNA, 1684 nt
Organism: Lingula anatina
Lineage: Eukaryota; Metazoa; Brachiopoda; Lingulata; Lingulida; Lingulidae
Product: centrosomal protein of 290 kDa
Source: RefSeq, a predicted model, not a curated record